ACACAUCCUUAUAUUGACCUUCAUAUCACUUUACACUCACUGUUUUGAAUACAACAGGCACCAAAUGAGAAGGAACUGGCUGAUUCUAGUCGAACUCCGAUGUCUCGGACUGGGGCUUGUAUGAGGCGAAGUGGAGGAGAUGCCAUGGCUGUUAAUGACCACUAGAGGCUCUCAGGGCUGGGCAGGGUAUGGGGGCUGUGUAUAUGUGAUCUCCCACUACCCCCCACCUGGCCAGAGCUAAAAUAAUAAAAUGCUGAGCUCACUGUUCCCCCACCCUCUCCCCCGGCACUGGGCUCCUCCUGCUGCUGGGACGGUGCUCUAGUAGAACAGACAGACCUACUGACACAGGGGAGGUGAGAAGGGAGGUGGCCACCAGGACUGGCUCUGUGAGUGCCACACAGUGGGGAGGGGGUGGGGGCCACCAUGUCAUCAUAUCAGAAGGAACUGGAGAAAUACAGAGACAUAGAUGAAGAUGAGAUCCUAAGGACCUUGAGCCCCGAGGAGCUAGAGCAGCUGGACUGCGAGCUGCAGGAGAUGGACCCUGAGAACAUGCUCCUGCCAGCUGGACUGAGACAACGUGACCAGACAAAGAAGAGCCCAACGGGGCCACUGGACCGAGAGGCCCUUUUGCAGUACUUGGAGCAGCAGGCACUAGAAGUCAAAGAGCGUGAUGACUUGGUGCCCUUCACAGGCGAGAAGAAGGGUGUGGUACAGCCUGACAAGUAUAAGCCGGUGCCGGAUGAACCCCCAAAUCCCACAAACAUUGAGGAGAUACUAAAGAGGGUCCGAAGCAAUGACAAAGAGCUGGAGGAGGUGAACCUGAAUAAUAUACAGGACAUCCCAAUACCCAUGCUAAGUGAGCUGUGUGAGGCAAUGAAGGCAAAUACCUAUGUGCGGAGCUUCAGUCUGGUAGCCACGAGGAGUGGUGACCCCAUCGCCAAUGCAGUGGCUGAUAUGUUGCGUGAGAAUCGUAGCCUCCAGAGCCUAAACAUCGAAUCCAACUUCAUUAGCAGCACAGGACUCAUGGCUGUGCUGAAGGCAGUUCGGGAAAAUGCCACACUGACUGAGCUCCGUGUAGACAAUCAGCGCCAGUGGCCUGGUGAUGCAGUGGAGAUGGAGAUGGCCACCGUGCUAGAGCAGUGUCCCUCUAUUGUCCGCUUUGGCUACCACUUCACGCAGCAGGGGCCACGAGCUCGGGCAGCGCAGGCCAUGACCCGAAACAAUGAACUACGUCGCCAGCAAAAGAAGAGAUAAUACUGCAUUUCCCUUUACCAACUAGAGCUGGGAGCACUAGACACUUAAAUUCUCAUCUGUCCUCCUUUCCUGUAAACAAAAGCCCUUAUAUCCAUUUUGCCUGCCUCCUUCCUUGGACUUUGGGGUGAGAAUCUUGGCGCUAACCCCCAAGGGUUACUGCCAGUUCACCAGGGGAUUAUUUAUACUCUGGGGAUCAGCAGGCAGAGAGGU
Molecule: messenger RNA, 1464 nt
Organism: Piliocolobus tephrosceles (Ugandan red Colobus)
Lineage: Eukaryota; Metazoa; Chordata; Mammalia; Primates; Cercopithecidae
Gene: TMOD4
Product: tropomodulin 4
Exons: 8
Coding region: 424-1254 (276 amino acids)
Biological process (GO): actin filament organization; myofibril assembly; pointed-end actin filament capping
Cellular component (GO): cytoskeleton; striated muscle thin filament; myofibril
Molecular function (GO): tropomyosin binding
Source: RefSeq, a predicted model, not a curated record